Lactuca sativa (garden lettuce) is the source of this 1589-nucleotide messenger RNA. RefSeq names its product CRT (chloroquine-resistance transporter)-like transporter 2 (gene CLT2). The record is from RefSeq and is a predicted model, not a curated record. Lineage: Eukaryota; Viridiplantae; Streptophyta; Magnoliopsida; Asterales; Asteraceae.
UUCUCUGGAUAGAAAUAUAGCAAACAGAAUCUAUAAAACAACGAAGUAGGUGAAUCUUCUUCCUCUGCACUUCAAAUCAAUGGCGAUUUUAUUCAACCCUAAUAUCACUUUGAAGCUCAACAAUGCAUCAAAACUUGACAUCCCAAAUUAUCUUCUCCAAAACCCUAGAAAGCCAUCAUCGUUAUCAUCUUUUCAUCUUUAUUCUCCAAUGCGCUUACGCUGGGUCAAUGGCAAUGCAUAUGGAUCCGACUUCAGUUACAGAAAGAUGGUUCCAACUCGACACCAAUCAGACUCUAAAUUUGUGGUUCGAUCUUCGGUCAAGAGUUCACAAUCACAAGUUCCAUCAAAUUCAAACGGUAGAAUUAUUUUUUGGUCUGCAGUUACCCUAGUGUUAGCUAUUGGGAAUCGCGUGCUCUAUAAACUUGCUCUCGUGCCUAUGAAGGAGUACCCUUUCUUUUUAGCUCAAGUCAACACUUUCGGGUAUGUGGCGAUUUAUUUUUCUAUACUGUAUAUAAGGCAUCGUGCCGGAAUUGUAACAGACGAGAUGAUGAUCCUUCCAAAAUGGCGGUUUGCGGUAAUUGGUAUGCUAGAAGCCCUAGGAGUUGUUGCUGGGAUGUACGCUGCAGCCAUGCUCCCUGGACCAGCUAUACCAAUAUUGAAUCAGACGUUUUUGUUGUGGCAGCUGGGUUUUUCUGCUCUACUUUUAGGAAGAAGGUACUCAUGGAAUAAAAUUGCAGGAUGUCUACUUGUUGCUGCUGGAGUGGUUACAGCUAUUGCAAGCGGAUCAGAAAGUGGUCAAAUGCUAUCGGGAGUUGGGAUGCUGUGGCCAAUAAUGAUGGUAGUAUCAAGUGCAUUCCAGGCUGGUGCAACCAUUAUUAAGGAGUACGUUUUUAUUGAUGCUGUUACCCGUCUAAAGGGGAAGUUGCUCGAUAUAUUUGUUGUUAAUUCAUUUGGUUCAGGGUUCCAGGCUCUUUUUGUGCUUUUGUUUCUUCCCUUGUUAUCAAAUCUGAAAGGCAUACCACUUCACGAGCUUCCUUCAUACAUAAAGACUGGAGCUGGUUGCUUUCUCAACAUCGACGCUAGUUCAUCAGGUUGCGAGGGUUCACCACUGUUACCAUUACUCUACAUACUCAACAAUAUUGCUUUCAACAUAUCGGUUCUCAACCUCGUCAAAAUUUCUUCUGCUGUCGUUUCUUCACUAGCAAUUGUGCUAUCAGUGCCGACAACCAUUUACAUACUUUCCCUUCCGUUGCCAUACCUACCUGAAGGCGUAACAUUGAGUCCUUUCUUUCUAUUUGGAAGUGUGAUCCUUGUGUUGGGUCUUAUUUUAUAUAACGUACCUCAACAUAGCAAGCAGGAUCCUGAUUUCAUGUGAUUUUCACCUAUGCCUGUUUUGUUUUUUCUUUUAUAAUAUGAUAGUCUAGAAAUAUAACAAAGCUUAGGGAGGUAAAAUAGGCAUACAUAUGCUUUUGCUGCAUAUUUUUUUUUUUAUUACGUACUCUAGAAUUUUGUUUCAGUAAUGUUACUAUACACGAUUUCAGAACAACUCUAAAUUCAGAUAUUAUCUUUUUACUGCAUGCUAUUUGCUA